UCUCUAUCUUUCAAUCUCGUUUGCUGACUGAAAGACCAUAUCACUCCCUCAUCAAUUCCCACAUUUCCAACUUCUUCAACCCAAGCAACCCUGCAGCCAUGAACAAACUGACAAACUUUCAACUCCUCCAGGCUUUCUUUGCAGCCAUCUUGAUCUUAACCCUCCUCCUUCACACCCUUUUAAGUGGCAUCCCAUUUAGCAACCUCCUCCAUUUCCUCUCCCACAACCUCGCUGUGUCUCUAUCUUGUGCCUGGUGUCUAUCUAUCUCCAUUAUCUACUACCUCUGCACCCGUCCACGCCCAGUCUUGAUGCUAGACUACACCUGCUUCAAGCCUGAAUUCGACCGUAAGGUGAGUUUAGAAUCCGGCGAGUAUUUUGUCCGCCGGAGUGGACGUUUCACCUCUGAAAGCGUAGACUUCAUGCUAUCUAUAUUUCAAAAGUCCGGCCUAGGUGAGGAAACAUACCUACCGCCGUUCAUCUUUCAGACUGGUUACGACGCCAAGCUACAAUCCGCCAUUGAAGAAGCCAUGGAAGGAAUCUUCUCAUGCGUUGAUUCACUCCUCUCCAAAACCCAGAUCGACCCACAACUGAUCGACACCGUAAUCGUCUUUUCCAGCAUGUUUGCUCCGGCCCCUUCCCUCACGUCGCUUGUUGUGAACCAUUACAAACUAAGACCAGACGUUAGAACAUUCAACCUCAGCGGCAUGGGUUGUGCUUCGGGCGCCUUGUCCAUGGACACCGCCGCUAGGAUUGUGAACAGCAGCAGGCGGAUCACAUACGCACUCGUUGUCGUCAUCGAGAGCAUCAGCUUGAGCUGGUAUUUCGGCGACGAUCGCUCCAUGCUCAUCAGCAACAGCAUUUUCCGUGUCGGUUGUGCCGCUGCGAUGAUUACAAACGAUCCGAGACGCCGAAAAGACGCCAAGAUGGAACUGGUGAAGUCAUUAAGGACUCACCAUGGAGCCGACGACAGUGCCUACACGGCCGCGUUUCAGAAAGAAGAUGAGUUGGGUAAUCUGGGGAUGUCACUCAAGAAGGACUUAGUCCGAGUUGCUGGCCUUGCCUUGCGCGAUCACAUCCGGUCGCUUGCACCACGAGUUCUCCCAGUGAGUCAACUCGUCGCCUAUGGAUACUCGGUUAUAAUGUCAGUCCUAUCAGGCGGCGCCAUGAAACCGAUGGUUCCAGACUUUAAGACUGCAUUCGAUCAUUUCUGUAUACACACCGGUGGGAGGGCUGUUAUAAAGCAGGUAGCGGAAGUUCUAAGACUCAGCGACGAGUUGACAGAGCCGGCUCGGAUGUGUCUGCACCGAUUCGGAAACACGUCUGGUACUCUGGUGUUCUACGAGCUGGCAUAUUUUGAUGCGAAACAGAGGUUGAAGAAAGGUGAUAAGCUGUGGAUGCUGGCGUUUGGGACGGGGUUCAAGGUGUGCAGCGUCGUCUGGAAGUCGCUGCGUGAUUCGUGCGAAGAAGCUGAAAAUCCAUGGACUGAUUGCUCCCAUCGAUACCCAUUAGUAAACUGGUAAUUCAGGAGGGAAUUGAAGAAGAAGAAGAAGAGAGACGAGUAUUUCUAUUCUUGCUAUCUGAGUCGUAUUAUUUCCUGCAUUCGUUUCUUCAAAAAGCGAAGGGAUGAAAGAAGAUAAUUUGGUUGUGUUAAUAGCUAGUCUACGUACCGUUGUUAUGUCAAUAGUUAUUCCGUAUUUAUGGGAAAGGAUGGGAUGAGAAAGACUGUUUGUUUUCUCGCGAGAAACUGUAUGGU
Messenger RNA from Nelumbo nucifera (sacred lotus), 1753 nucleotides. Lineage: Eukaryota; Viridiplantae; Streptophyta; Magnoliopsida; Proteales; Nelumbonaceae. The record is from RefSeq and is a predicted model, not a curated record.